Molecule: messenger RNA, 1639 nt
Organism: Colletotrichum godetiae
Lineage: Eukaryota; Fungi; Ascomycota; Sordariomycetes; Glomerellales; Glomerellaceae
Exons: 1
Coding region: 95-1495 (466 amino acids)
Source: RefSeq, a predicted model, not a curated record
GAGGAAGAAGCAGGCAGGUAUGAUUCUCUACACCUCACUCAGCAGAAGACUGACACCUUCAAGGCACCAGAUACGACUAGACUAGACUUCCACGAUGCAAGACAUGGCUGGCAUUCUCAAGCCCAUCAACGUUCCAAAGCGACCACUGACGCCAACUUCAUCUGUUGCUAUUUGUUCCCCGUUGAAGCGGUUGGCUGUCGAUGCCCCUGUAGGAACGAGCAUCUUCGACCAUGGGAACCUAGUUCCAAUGCCGUUCGAACACAGCUUUCUAGCUGAAGGCCACAUACAGCAGUACCUCUCUGGGGACCUCAUGCAGACUCCACAGACUCCACUGGGCCCGUCUAAAGACGCUAUUGAUAUACCCAAGACGCCGCCGACACAAACUUUCUCGCAUGUUUCUGUGGUAGAGUCUGAGGCACCAGACUGUUGGAUGAAAAAAGACGUAAAUCUAGACAAAGUAGGGGGCGAGGGGUUUGUACCGGUGGAAGAACUAUCCGGUGAACACCACGAUGCCGCAUCCGAGGCUUUGUCUACUGUAGAUGAAGAUCCCGGUAAGCCGUUUCCUGAGCUUGACGUCGACCGCCUUGCCCAGCCGUCGUCCAGGAGUGAGGAUAUUGUCGAAGAUGACUAUGACCUCGAAGGAUUUGAUGAAGAGGAGUUAAUUAAGCUGCUGGAAGAUACGGAAGAUAAGCCUCCUGGCCUCGCUCCCACAAGCGUCAUACAGAAGACGGAUUGCGAUUCGAGAUCGGCCUCAAGCUUCGACUCCAAGCUGCAGUUUUCGGAGACUGAUACACGCACGAGCGCCAUUUCUCCCAAGGCUGAUCCGGCUGAACCUAAUCUUCUUGACGAAGAUGUCGACUGGGAUCUUGUAACAGAAUGCGCAGCAACUGCGGCUGAUUCGUCUCCGAAUCAAAAGUUUGGAUCGAGUAUUGAGAGUAAUCCCAAGGAAGCACAGAAAGAGUGCCCAAGCCCGGCACCGUUCGUCAGACCCCCUUUUCCCGACAAAAUGAGGGACCGCUCUGUGGUCGUUGGACUCUCUUCCGCGAUGAUGAUGCGCACUUGCUUCAGAAUCGGAGAGCUGCUCAAUGCCCAAGCUAAAUGUAGCCGAGAGAAACAGGACGUCUUCUUUGAGCUUUUCGCGAGGGUGAUCUACUCCAGUCGGGAGAAAGUUGCCAGAGUGCAACACCUGCAGCUACGAGAUCUUUUCACCGAACGUCAGCCGUUUUUGAGUGGCGUAUUCAAAAGUUGGAAGAGUGGUGGUCCUGUAGAUGACCAAAGCAAAGUAUUCCUGGGACCCGACGGAAAGAACAAGUUGUGUCGAUGUGUUUGCAAGGUGUCAGAAGAUAAGAAAGCCACAAUCGGUCGUUCAGCAACCAUUCUGUCGAUCAGAGAGACGACUUGGGACGAGGUUCAGUGGGCCAUGAGAAUCGUUGCGAGGGAUACAACGUCGUACGACGACGUCGAUACUGAGGUGAAGGAGUCUCUAGUCAUCUGAGUGGCGCAGUUUGCUGAUAUGGAAGAUUUUGGGGAGGAAUGUUAUGAGACCUUGCUUGAUGUCGAAGAAGGAGCUGAGGACACAUAUCUAUAGCUUUGAGUGACCAGGAAGAAAAUUCAUGGAAGAAGUCAUCUAGAAGACAGG